CAAAAGCAGAAGGCUUGGGAGAUGAGGGAGUCCAGUCCGUAGUUGGCUCUUGCUGGCAGGCUUGACCCAGGGGAACCUGUGUGAAGAGAAAAUGCACCUGCUGCUCUUCUUUCUCCUCCUCUUCGGGUUGUCAGGCUCAUUUGCCAUCAUGGGUCCAAAAGUAAUGAGAGGCCCAGAGCGGGGCUCGUUGACCGUGCGGUGUCACUACGGCCCAGGAUGGAAGACCCACAGGAAGUGGUGGUGUCGAGGAGCUGAUUGGACUAGCUGCAAGAUCCUUGUUAUAACCACUGGAUCAGAGCAGGAGGUGAAGCGGGGCCGUGUGUCCAUCAGGGACGAUCAGAGAAACCUCACGUUCACCGUGACCAUGGAGGAGCUCAGGCGAGACGAUGCAGACACUUACUGGUGUGGGAUUGAGAGAACUGGAACUGACCUGGGAUUCCAAGUUAAAGUGACCAUUGACCCAGCGCCAACUACAGCGUCGACCACCACUGCCAUGUCCACAGCACCAGUCACCCCAGAAGAGACCCGAGUCUCCCCAACUGUGACCAGCCACCACUCCGAGAGCAGCAGUGUCUCCCUGAAGCUCAGCGUUCUCAUUCCCCUCAUCUUUGCGGUGUUGCUGCUUCUCUCGGUGGCGGCUUCACUCUUGGCUUGGAGAAUGGUGAAGCAACGGGAGAAAGCCCCUGAGAUAUCCCAAGAACAGGCGCUCCAGCCCUUGGAGAGUGACGUCUGCUAUGCGAACCUGACCCUGCAGCACACGGGAACCUCCUCUGGCCCCUCGCGGAAGAAGGCCUCCAGAAAACCCUCCUACUCUGCCCAGGUGGACCAGGUGGAAGGGGACUAUGUCACCAUGGACUCCUUUCUGAGGGAGGACAUUUCCUAUCCAGCUCGGUCUUUGGACACCUUGGAUCAGGAACCAACCUACAGCAACACAAGCCAUCUCGUUGCACACAUUCCCAGCGGGAGCCACGGGGAGCCCACAGAGUACAGCACCAUCAGGAAGCCUUAGCCUGGCCUCCAGGCCCCUCUCCAGCCCCACCUGAGGUCUGUGGACGCAUUCCUGCCUCGUCUACCUUCUGUCCCCAGUCCUCUCAUGGAUUCAACCGGUGACUGAGGCCUCUGCCUCAUCCAGCCAGCAUCACCUCCAGCUCUGACCUGGGCUCAGGGGGCUUUUGGAAGACAGAUAGGGAUCUCGCCACAUCCCUCCCUCUCCCACACAGCUUGGGAGGGGUUAGGGCUAUGCUCUGGGGCUGCCGAGGGAGAAAUAGCAGCGAUAAUGAUUAUAAUAGUAAUCGACCUUUAUUUAUUGCUUACCAUGUAUGGUGGACUGAACAGUGGCCCCCAAAAUUAUCUGCAUCCUAGCCCCCAGGACCUGUGAAUGUUACCUGCUGUGGCAAACCGGGCUGUGCACAUGUACUAAAGGUGAGGAUGUGAGGGAGAGGCAUUAUUCUGGAUUAUCCAGAUGUGCCCUAAAUAUAAUCACAAGAGUCCUUACAAGUGGGACGUAAGAAGUUCACAAGAUGACGGAAGCAGAGGUUGGAGUGAGGCAGCCAGAGCCUAGGACCGCCGCAGCCUUUAGAAGCUGGAAAAGGCAAGGAAGCGACCCUCCCCUGGAGCCUCCAGAAGGAACCAGCCCUGUCGACCUCUUGACUUUAGCCCAGUGGAACUGAUUUCGUACUUCUGGCCUCCGGAAUUGUAGGAGAAUAAAUUUGUAUUGUUUUAAUUAAGCCACUAAAUUUGUGGUAAUUUGUUACAGCAGCAGCAGGAAACAUACACUAUGUGAUGAGGAAUCGAGGCACAGAGAGGUUCAAUGACUUACCAAGUUUUCCUGCCAGGACGUGGGAAGGGAGUACUGGGCCACCUGGGCAGCCGAAGGAAUUUCAGGAUCGACUUCCCAGAAGCAUGAAGUGGAGAGACUUCCCUCUCCCAGCCUGGAACCAGGGGAGACGCGAGGAGCCGUGGUUCUCCCCGACUGGAGGACUAAGGUCUCUUACCUCACUCAGGUCUCUUUUGGGGGGGGCUGGGAUAAAGUGUCAGGGAAAGGAGUCAUGGCUUGGGAAGAAAUGACAAGCUAUGCCUGGGGUCACAGGCAAGUGCCCCAGCAGGUAUGGGG
Equus quagga is the source of this 2113-nucleotide messenger RNA. RefSeq names its product CD300 molecule like family member f (gene CD300LF). Lineage: Eukaryota; Metazoa; Chordata; Mammalia; Perissodactyla; Equidae. Bases 92 to 1009 code for a protein of 305 amino acids. Gene Ontology annotation, molecular function: transmembrane signaling receptor activity. Gene Ontology annotation, cellular component: plasma membrane. The record is from RefSeq and is a predicted model, not a curated record. The transcript has 9 exons.